This is a messenger RNA of Ilex paraguariensis (yerba mate), 729 nucleotides long. The record is from the annotation of a GenBank genome assembly. NCBI's taxonomy places the organism in Eukaryota, Viridiplantae, Streptophyta, Magnoliopsida, Aquifoliales, Aquifoliaceae.
AUGGCCACCUUUCCAGUGAAAAUGAAGUCAGUGGCAUGUCAUCACUUGGCAAUUGAGUGGCAGUAUAGGUCGGGGUUGAUCAAUGAUUGUUUUCAGGACAGAAGACACUGGUAUUUUGCUGCUCAACUUGCAGACUCAUUCAGCUACAGAAGUUCUCAUCAGGCAUCAAAAGAGCAAACAAACUCUAGUAGAAAGAUGUUGGCUUUGAUGGGCUUGAUUAGGGACCGCGUUUCCACUGAAUCAAGACCCAUGUUGGAUGCUCAUCCCGCUCCUUCCAUAUACAAACUGCAGCCUACUUUGCUUUGUCUUGUCUCAGUUUGUGGAGGGUUUGAGUUGGGACUUGCUAUGGAUGUUUCAUUUUCAGAUGUUCUGCUUUUAUAUGGAGAGAUUGGAUCUAUCACUGGAAGGAAGACAGUGUUUUCCUUGAUGCCUGGACAUCAUAAAGUUUCAUGGAAUUCGAUUAUUGGGGUAUCUAGUGAUUCUGAGGCAUCCAUUUUGGAAGCUGUGGGACAUUUUGUUGAAAUGAAAGGAGUUACACUUGAAGAAAAAAGGCAUUUUUGCAUCGCAUUUUUCUUUUUGCGUGAAACAGUUAUCCGGGUUGGUCACUGCGACCCCUUUUGUGAGGAGGCGCCGUUCUCCCGAAGUUGCGGGGCUAUUUUGCCAACUUCCUUGCACAGAGUUGUUGCCCUAAACAAAUGUUCUUGCAGCCCUAUCAUCUCUUUCUCUUAA